GCUAUUGAAUAUUCGAAGUCAGCAAAACGAAGACGCUUCUAGCGACAUUGACAUCGGUAAACCAACAUGGAUCCUCUCGCAUGUCGAGCGGCUGCUCGCAUUCUCGUGCGUUUGCGUCGUUUUCCCAACAGUAGCUGGCGUCAUUAUGCCAGUAAGGCGAGGCCCCGCCCCGAGACUUUGGGCACGUAUCGUGCGCUGCGCCACUUUGACGAGUUCUAUGCGACUGCGUUUGGUGAUGCGUGGCCCUCGGUGCGUCUGGCCCUUCUGUGCCCCAACAAGCCAUGCGCCCUUCCCAACACAUUGGCACUCGACACCGAGGACGUGGAGAAGCGGCUGCGGUCCCUCGGUGCUCUCAGCCUGCGCAACCUGUGUGAGCGCCGUGUGGCCACUGCUGCUAAGCCGGAGGACGGCAAACCUGCCACCAGCUUGGAGCUUGCCGAACCCCCGGUUGAAGAUGCAGCUACUGCCAACAGCGACAGUGCCACAAGCGGAGACCAGAGUUUUGACGAGGGUUCACGCUACAUGUCGGCAAAUGACGCAUCUCCCUCUCUCAUGAGCUUCGUGCCCAGCUCACGGCUUGUCUACCAGGAAGAUCAGAUCAGCGAGGACUCGUACCACGGCUUCUACAAGCCUGAUGCAGACGUGCGCCUGCCCAUCAAGCGCUGGCCACUGGGCGGGGAAACCAUUUUCCGGGGAAAACUGGACGUUUCCAUGUUCCCCACGGGGGACAUUUCAACAUUUCCCCCACCCCGCCGGAGGGGCAAGGAUCGGCUUCUCGAUUAUUACCUGAUGGACGGUGCGUCCGUGCUGCCGGUGCUGGCCUUGGAUCUGCAGCAGGGUGAUGAGCUGGCCGACCUGUGCGCUGCUCCUGGGGGCAAGCUGCUGGCAGCCCUCUGCACGGGACUCCUCGGCAGUGCAGUGGCGUGCGAUGCGUCGUCGUCCCGUGUGAAACAUCUGCGUGAGUGCCUCCAGAGCUACCUGCCAGAGAAGCAGCUGCACAAGGUCUCUGUGCUGCGUCGCAACCUGCUUUCACCGGGCUCUCUGGGCCAGCAGUUUGACAAGAUCCUGCUUGACGUUCCGUGCACCAAUGACCGUCUGUCCGUGGCCGAGGACGACAACAACUGGUUCAGCCAAAAGCGGCAGCACGAACGGCUCGAGCUGCCCCAACAGCAGAUGGAUAUGCUGUGCCAGGCACUGCCCCUGCUGCGCCCUGGUGGCAGCCUGGUGUACUCCACGUGCUCCCUGUCGCCAAUUCAGAACGAUGGUGUGGUGCACAUGGCACUGCAACAGCUCCAGCGCACCAGUUUGGCCCAGUACGUUGUCGUCGACCUGUCCGAGGCAUUCGCCCCGCUACCCUUUCGCUUCUUCGAGGGCUGCCGCUACGGGCAGCUGGCACUGCCAUACCUGCCCAACAAUGUGGGACCGAUGUAUGUGGCACGCAUCGAGCGCAUACACUAAUAACUCCUUGGAUAACCCUGUAUAGAGUGACAUUCUGGGCAAGCAUCCACCAACUGAGGCUGUGGCGGUGACCUGAGAUGGUGCUGAACACAGUUUCAUUGAUGUAGAGGCCAACUAGUCUUUUUAUUGGUCAGUGACACACAGGCCUUGUUCUGAAUGUGAUGUGGUGGAGUGCAUUGUGGUCUGCACACACAUGUGCAGUUAGCUCUUAAAACUUCAGCUUUUCAUUUCCAUUUCAGUAGGGAGGAAUGCAUCUAGCUCCUUGAAAAUAUACAGGCCUUAGUCUGGAGAACGGUAGAUUCGUGGUUCAGUGCACUCGAGAACUGCAGUGCUUUACGUAUGCCAGAGGCAUGUCUGUCUGGAUGCAUUCUGUACCAACGUGUCUGAAGCACAGGUAUUCUUUAAGACUUUUAAAAGCAGCAAGGCCAGUGCUUGUUAUUGCUGCUGGUAGCUGCCAGCAUUAAUGAACUACUGACACUUAUUUUCCAAGUUGUAGCAAUUCUAUUUUACACUUCUCUCACGUAAGAGAAUCACAGUUGGCCAGUAUGAAUGUUGGAAAAUGCUUGUUUAUAAAGCAUUUUAAUACUUAAUCCCUUCUAUGCCACGCUAUUAGUAUUCCAAUUUCUGACCAAAAUGGGCAAGAUGUUUUUCAGAACCCCAGUUGCCAAUGUGUUUUACUUCCUCUGCCACAAUAAACUUGCUCCUGCUUGCAUUGCCACACAAAUAUUGUGCUGCCAUCUACCAGUAGCACGACAAAGCACUGGCACGAUACGAGCUUGUUCAUGGUAUUGCUGGUACCGUUCACAAGCUCAGCUCGCCCUGGCCAUUUUUCCCAGAAACACAUGGACAAACUCAGCUUGUCCACGGCAUAGAAGGGGUUACCGUAUUUCCGGUGUACAAGUCGCAUUUUUUUUUUUUUUGAAUUUUUCUUCGGUGCAUCUUAUAGAACAGUGUGACUUAUGUACAGCUUUUUUUCUCUCUCUCUU
Messenger RNA from Dermacentor silvarum, 2444 nucleotides. Its product is annotated as 5-methylcytosine rRNA methyltransferase NSUN4-like. The coding region runs from base 67 to 1458 and encodes 463 amino acids. The record is from RefSeq and is a predicted model, not a curated record. Gene Ontology annotation, molecular function: methyltransferase activity. Gene Ontology annotation, biological process: RNA methylation. The transcript has 6 exons. Lineage: Eukaryota; Metazoa; Arthropoda; Arachnida; Ixodida; Ixodidae.